Messenger RNA from Cornus florida, 618 nucleotides. RefSeq lists its product as uncharacterized. The record is from RefSeq and is a predicted model, not a curated record. The transcript has 2 exons. Gene Ontology annotation, molecular function: zinc ion binding. Lineage: Eukaryota; Viridiplantae; Streptophyta; Magnoliopsida; Cornales; Cornaceae. The coding region runs from base 1 to 618 and encodes 205 amino acids.
AUGAAGAGAAGAUUGAACUCCAAUAUAUCCAAAGCUGGUACAUGUGAACUGACAUGGUCCGCUGAAGGUGUGUAUGAGGUAACUGAUAAUGCAAAACAGAAGAGUUAUAUUGUUAUGCUUGGGAAGAUGACUUGUUGUUGUAGGGAAUGGCAGGUGAGAAGAGUUCCUUGUAUGCAUGCAUGUGCAGCCAUUACUACCACAAGGGUAGAUAUAGAGAAGUUAUGUUCAUAUUUCUACAACAAGGAUACAUAUACAAAGACUUACGCUUCUUUCAUCCACCCCAUGCACCACGCAAGUAUGUGGACUGAGGUUGACAAACCUGAAUUGGAUCAACCAGAGUUCAAAAGCUGUGGCAGACCAAGAGUGUCAAAGAAGAAGGAGGAUGGUGAAGCAGAAGCAAGGAAAAUGUCAACUGUUGUGCAGUGCAGUGUAUGUGGACAUUUUGGACACAACAAUAGGGGAUGUCAAAAGGCUCCUACUACAAAAGAGGCAAGAGCAGCAACAGUAGGCCCAUCAUCAUCAUCAGUAACAGUUGCUGAAUGUUCAAAAGUGGAACAUUCUGUUGGACCUAAAAUUGAACUUUCUGGACUGUUGUUGGUGGAGGGUUCUGCACCUUAA